This is a messenger RNA of Mytilus californianus (California mussel), 3216 nucleotides long. Its product is annotated as dynein axonemal assembly factor 11-like. Bases 86 to 1465 code for a protein of 459 amino acids. The record is from RefSeq and is a predicted model, not a curated record. Gene Ontology annotation, cellular component: cytoplasm. The transcript has 17 exons. Gene Ontology annotation, molecular function: protein binding. Gene Ontology annotation, biological process: outer dynein arm assembly. Lineage: Eukaryota; Metazoa; Mollusca; Bivalvia; Mytilida; Mytilidae.
AGUUACUUCCGCUUAAUAGUUUAUAUUGACAACAGCUCCAGUUAGAACAUGUACAUGUAGCACAGAUUUACACUGAUUAUACACAAUGGUUCGGAUAACUGAAAACUUGGUUCGAAAGAAAGCUGAGCACAAUGACCUUGAAAUCUCAACAUUAGAGGAAGUAUCUUUACACCAACAAGAUAUAGAAAAAAUUGAGCAUUUAGACAAAUGGUGCAGGGAGCUAAAAAUUUUAUACUUACAAAGUAAUCUUAUUCCCAAAAUAGAAAAUGUUGGAAGGCUGAAAAAACUGGAGUACCUUAAUUUAGCAUUGAAUAAUGUGGAGAAAAUUGAAAAUCUCUCAGGUUGUGAGUCUUUACAGAAAUUGGAUUUAACAGUUAAUUUUGUUGGAGAAUUGACAAGCAUAGAAAAUUUAAAAGAUCUAGUUCAUUUCAGGGAAUUGUAUCUGACAGGUAACCCUUGUACUGAAUAUGAAGGUUACAGAGAAUAUGUUAUUACAACAUUACCACAUCUACAGAUGUUAGAUGGACAAGCUGUAGACAAAUCUGAAAGGAUUUUGGCAAAACAGGACUAUGCAGAAUUAAGAAGCAAAAUAAUAAGACAACAAGAAGCACACAGAAAGAAAAGGGAAAAACAAAAACAAGAGGCAAAACUGAAAGAAGAAAAGAAAGAACAGAAAGAAAAGAAUGAAAAGAAACCUGGAUUUGAUGGUAGAUGGUAUACUGAUAUAAAUGAAAGUGAUAAGAAGAAAACAGAAGACAGAGAAUUAGAAGAUGAUUCUCUAGAGAAACAGCAUCAAAAAGAUCAAGAGUUUUGGGAGGAAAAAACAGAAUUUACUCCAGAAUCAAGAAUUGAAGUCCAUAAACAGAUGGAAAAACAAAAAGCUCGAGAAAAUACAGAGAAGAAAGAAGAAGAAAAAGCUCCAAGAAGAUUGUUUGCAGAUGAUGGCCGACCUUUAAAUGUAAACGAGGCAAAAGUGGACUUUACACUGACUGAAGAUGAAGAAAAUAACCAGUUUCUCUUAGAUAUUGCAGUUUUUAAACAUAUGGAUACAUCACUUGUAGAUGUUGAUGUACAAACAAAUUAUGUAAAAGUUAUAAUGAAAGGGAAGAUAUUACAGUUAUGUAUGACAGAGGAUAUAAAUGCUGAUUCUAGUUCAGCAAAAAGAUCUCAGGUUACUGGUCAUUUAUUGAUCACAAUGCCAAAGGCUAAACCUCUCAUUAAACCAAAGCAUGUAAUUGUAAAUAAAGAAGAAAAUAAAGAAAAUAAUGUUCAAGAAAAAAGGAAAACUCACGAAAAACUGGAAGUUGACAAAAAGGCACACAAGACAGUUGACAUUGCUAAUAUUGUUACUCAAAAAAGUGAUAAAAUUGUACCACCAUUAGGGUCAAAAGUCAAACAGGCUGUUAAAGAACGACCAAACAGUGAUGACUUUGUUGAUGAUUUAGAUGUACCUCCCCUGGAGUGACCUCCCUUGGAGUGAAUUGUUGUAAAUUUUAACAAAGAAAAUGUGUUCAUCUUACAAAUUAGGCAACAAUUGAAUUCUUUCCUCUUUUUGCAAGCUUGAAUAAGUUUCAAAAUAAAUCAUGUUUCAAAAGUUACUUUUGCAAAAAACAGGUAUCUUGGUAUAUCAAGUUUGAAUAUAUAAUUUUCUGAAUUAAUGAAAGUUUAUGGUAGCAGUGUCUUUAGUAUAUAAAAUAUACAAAAUCACACUUUAAUUAUUUAUGAUCUUUAAACUGACCUAGGGAUGCUAACCUGGCAGCAACAGUGGUGUGGUAUAAGGCCAUAAGCUGUGAAUAAAGCUUCAUAUUUCAGAGGGUAUAGGAGCUGAAUAAUUUAUAUCUGGUAUACACAUGCCUGAUGAUCUGGCAUAUGUUCCUUGUUCUUGACCUCUUUCACAUGGUUAGUUGACCACUUAAAAUACUACAGCUUUUUAUCACCUGUUUUAGACUAAUAGGGCUACAAUAUUUGGUAUAUAGGUUCAUUGCAAAGUAUACAUGUCUGUCAGGGUUCACCUGACCUUGACCUCAUAUCAUGUUCAGCGUUCAACAUUUAGUUAACAUGAUAAGGUCCUUUUAUUAGAUAUUAUAAGAAACAGGUCGGCUAUUUUGGGUGUAUAAAAUGAUUGUGUUUAUAGAUUAUGUCUGUCUAACAGGAUUCAUCUGACCCUGACCUCAUUUCAUGGUUCAUUUGUCAAAACUAAGUUCUGUGGUUAGGAUCGUUUCUCAGAUACUAUAACUAAUAGGUCAACUAUGUUAGGUGUAUAAAAUGAUUGUAAGGUGUACAUGUCUGUCUAACAGGGUUCAUCUGACCUUGACCUCAUUAUCAUGGUUCAUUGGUCAACAUUAAGUUCUACGAUAAGGUCUUUUUCUAAGAUACCUCACGUAAUAUGUCAAAUAUAUUGAGUGAAUAGAAUGGUUGUAAGUUGUACAUGUCUGUCUGGCAGGGUUCAUCUGACAUUGAUCUCAUUUUUUAUGUAUCAUUGAUAAUGUUUUAAAGUUUAUAUUAUACCUGUAGUCUUGAUCUUAAAGACUUUCAAAAUAAAAUUCAAUCAUAAUUAGUUAAGCAGGCAAGCUAUUUCUACAAAUGCCAAUUUGUGUUUACUUUUUUAUUUCCUACAGAUAAUUUGUUCACAUAUAAUUAAGGUUACCUUAGCUAUCAAUUGAAAUCAUUUAGCAGCUCGAUUAUUUUCAAACCAAUCAUGAAGGGAAGUGAGAUGCAUAUCAUGUAAAUGAUCCAAAGACGAAAUUAGUUACAUUUAAAAUAUAAAAGGUAAACCUGUAUGAAUUCUGUUUUUUACCAAAAUAUGUUUAAAAACAGGAUUAUACUUUAAAUCAUAUUAAAAAUCUAAAAGGAAUUUUCAAAAUAUAUGUUCAUAUGUAAAUGUGUACUUAAUAAGAAAAAAAUGCAUAGUUCUUCAUUAUUUCCGUGUUAAACAAAUUUGGGGGAUUUAAUUUCAAUUUUUAUCCAGAUUUGGUUAGAGGUCUGAUUUUACCUUAUUGACCAAUACUUUCUAGAUAUGGCAAUAUACAUUUAUCAAAACUGAAAUAUUAUCUGAGGAGCUAAUUCGGAUUUUAUUUAUUGUUUUUAAAAUCAACAAUUUACAUGUGUUAUUAUUGAAUGCCGUCCAAUAAUUACCAGAGAAUGUUGAACUCAAAUUGUUAUAUUUAUUAGAUGUUUUUGGCAUGUAUUUUACCUAUAAUAAACUUGAAAUACAGA